Molecule: messenger RNA, 2049 nt
Organism: Postia placenta MAD-698-R-SB12
Lineage: Eukaryota; Fungi; Basidiomycota; Agaricomycetes; Polyporales; Adustoporiaceae
Exons: 5
Coding region: 1-2049 (682 amino acids)
Source: RefSeq, a predicted model, not a curated record
AUGCGUGGAACCAUUGACGUAGACUCUCGUAUGGCGUACGAGUUGCGCCUCCGCGAUGUCGCGACCAGCCGCGAAGAGGCGGAUGGGAGCUAUCGCUCGCUGGAUGAUACACAUCGUUUGGUCGAAGAGGUCCCUCGAGGAUCGACAGACGAACCCCCUCGCAUCUGGACGUCGUCUCCAUCCCAGAUGCUUCAUGCAGACGAGCACAAGCGUUAUGGUAGGACGAGAGAAGAGUCAAAUGCUACUCCUCUCCCUCAGACAUCACCAAAAGGAACUCGACAAAGGAUGAAUUCCGAGGGCCUAUCAAGCGAACCGCCGAUUUGGGCAGCGUGCGCCGAGAUCGUAUGGGCACGUGAGAGUGAGAUGGUAGAGAAAUGGAACGCCGAGAUUGAUGCCCUGCUUGUAUUCGCGGGUCUCUUUUCCGCGGCGUUGACGGCGUUCAAUGUACAAUAUCUCAUUUCACAACCUCAGUCUCCGCCUAGCAAUCCCACACCGCAAAUCACCAUUCAGAUACCUGCCCAACUGAUUUCUCUUAUCACGGACGCCGGAAGUCGGAACAACUCCUUUGCGGACCCAAUAUCAAUAGUCCUUGCGUCAUCAAACAACUCAUCAUCAAACAACUCGGCUUUGACUACAUCGUCUAUUGCCGUCAACACUCUCUGGAUUGCGGCGCUGGUGUUUAGUCUCGCUGCAGCUUCUAUCGCCAUAUCAGUCAAGCAAUGGCUGAACCAGUUCACAGCUCGCGUUACCAGCAUGCCCCGCCAGAACGUAGUGGUCUGGUACUCUCGACGGCGCGGUUUCGUGAAAUGGAAGGUUGAAGCCAUCAUCAACCUCCUUCCAAUCCUCCUGCAGAUCGCCCUCGUUCUCUUCCUGAUUGGACUCAUGGAACUGAUCUGGACGAUCAACAUGGUGAUAUUCUACACCGCCAUACCAUUCGUGGCGCCCCUUCUACUGUUCUCCCUGUGCACCUCGGUGUUCCCGGCCAUAUCGGCGGACUGUCCGUACCGUUCUCCGCAGGCAUGGUGCAUAGCUGUUUGUGUUCAGUGGAUCAAAUCAGGCCUCGGCAUCGGACGUCGGUCUGUCGACUGGAUUGAGUCGGAGCGCGACUUUGUGACAUCGCAAGAUCAUCGCUUCGCAGACCCCAUGCUACUCGUGGAGGCGGACGCGGCCGUGAUGGACGAAGUUUUCCUGAAGACGGUCAUUCAGCCAUAUAUGGCUACGUGUUCACUGGAUGACGCGACUGAGAUCCUCUUCGGUAUCUUCCAGAACAGAAUCCACGGCAUCUCUGACAGCAGAUUAGCGUGGAAUGUUGAUAGGAAUGCGUUAACCACUAUAGCGCGGAUGACAUUCGACUUGCUCUACCGGUUCGUCAACAACCAAUCCUCUCCUUCAUCCGAUGCCCCACCACAGAAGGCACCGAUCAACAUACCUCCCAAGCUUGUGACCGUUCUACAGAAGCUGAUCGUUGCAAUGCAUGCGGAUCCACGCGCAUCAGUCUUCCUUCGUCUAUUGCGGUUCCUCACGCGAGAUGACCAUCGCCUCUCAGUGGAUGUCUUUAACCGUCUUGUAGACGUUGUUCUCGAGGACGCUCGAGGGUAUCUGGAGCAGGGAAGUCGCGUCCAUGAUGUGUAUGAUUCUCUUUUUAAUCUGCUCGAAAACAAGAAGGACAUUUUGUCAGGCCGUGCGCGUAGCCGCUUGAUGCACAUCGCCUUUGAUAAGUCCGAUUGGCUGGCCAUCCUCAUCUCCGAAUCAGACCGUCCUGGCACUGCGUCUUCAUCUAUUCUUCUUCAUGCAAAUCAACGUGAACCCGCGGCAGAGGAAGCUGGAAGCCCCAACGGAGACAUUAGCCCACUGGUAAUAUUGGAGGACUGCCUCACAAUUGCUGAGAGGGAUUCUGUUGGCGCACAACUACGUGGCUUCUCGGCGUGGAAAAAUCUGAUCAGACUUGUCCGCCAAGGGGGCACUGUGACAUAUGACACGUUCAUUCAGCACGCCGAGGACAUAUUCCUGACUCGUGGAGACGCAUAUAAUCUCUGGCUUGUCCUCUAA